This is a messenger RNA of Acanthoscelides obtectus, 1584 nucleotides long. The record is from the annotation of a GenBank genome assembly. NCBI's taxonomy places the organism in Eukaryota, Metazoa, Arthropoda, Insecta, Coleoptera, Chrysomelidae.
ACGUAAAACGUCAUAGUACUCAUUUCCCCCAUCUUUGUUUUCUUAGAAAAACUGCAACUGUCAAACGGUUAUGGCAUUUAUCGCCGGCCCAAACAAAAUUUGAACAAUUUCCAAAACGAUUGUUUUUAUUGUAAAUGCAUAAAGUCUUGCGGUUACUAACUAAAAGCUUACCUGGAAUUAUGUCUGCGCAACGAUCAAUUAGAUAUUUUCCAAAUCCGAAACCUGAUUAUCAAAGGGAGACAGGAACACCCGUAAUUCCCAUUGAAGACUUGAAAAAAGGCUUAAAUGAAAUAUUAGAAAAUAUCACACGUCAUAUAAAACCGAUAGAGAAAAACGGUGGAAAUGGCAUAUAUCUUGGAGCAGCUGGUAUUGCUUACAUGUACUAUCACUUGAGCAAGGUGCCCACACUGGAAUCAAAGCGUAGUGCCUUUCUGAACAAAGCAGUUGAAUACCUCAAACCAGCGCUGAUGGUGGCUUCUUGUACAGCACAUAAAAAGAAAGAUGUACCAUCCUUCAUAUUGGGAAAUUGUGGGAUCUAUGCUGUGGCAGCCUCUAUAUUUCAUGCUACAGGGGAUGAGGCCCAAAGCAAACAAUAUAUUCAGAUGUACUACGAGGCCGCCAGUAUUUGCAAAGAGUUUAAUUUUCUGAGCUGUGGGUCUGAUGAGCUGUUUGUGGGAAGAGCUGGAUACGUUCUAGGAGCUCUGUGGAUGUCAAAGGAGACAAACACGCCUCUCCCACAACAAGAAAUUUACGAUCUAUGCAAAAUUAUCGUUCAAUCGGGGCGCAAUUACUCAAAGCGUCACCAACUUCCUUGCCCCUUGAUGUACGCGUACUACCAAGUAGAGUACUUAGGAGCUGCUCACGGCCUUUGCUCAAUCCUCCAGACACUCAUCUCUGUACCUGGGUAUUUAGAGGCGUCACCUACUGAUGCUGCUGACAUCAAGAGAAGCAUUGAUUACUUGUUGUCAUUGCAAGGUGAUGAAGGCAAUUUUCCAGCGGCAACUGAUGAAAUAGGCUACCAACCAGAACUCGUGCAUUGGUGUCAUGGCGCAGGAGGGACAAUCUACCUGAUGGCGAAGGCCUAUUUGGUGUUCAAAGAAGAUAAAUAUCUGCAAUCUUGCGUACGCAUGGCUGAUUUAAUUUGGAAUAAAGGAUUGUUGAAGAAAGGCCCUGGAUUGUGUCAUGGGGUAGCAGGGAAUGGAUAUACUUUUCUAUUAAUGUUCAGGUUAACUGGAGACGUUAAAUAUCUGUACAGAGCCCUCGAAUUCUACAACUUCAUGAACAGCAGCGACUUCAAAAAUGCGGCACGAACACCAGAUAAUCCUCACAGCUUGUAUGAAGGCUUGGCAGGAACUGCAUGUUACGUGGCAGAUUUGACACAUCCAAAUACCGCGCACUUUCCUUUUUCUGACGUUUUUACACUAUGAUGUGUUGAUAAUGGAUACCGUUUUACCAAAAUUGAACUGUAUAUAUUACCAUUUUUAUGUUUCAUAAUGAAAUACGAAGUUUUGUCAAUGUUUCAUCUUCACUGUGAUGUAUUUAAAGAUGGUUUUUUUUCCAAAAUUAAAGCGUUUACAUAGCUUG